UUACAAUCUCAGAUCUUCGCUUCAGCUGCCAGAAGAGCUCGAUCAAAAAGAGGACGAACUGCCGAUCUCGUUAAAAUUUGCAAUGGCCUUCACCCACGAAGCGGGUCAAUUGGAGGAUGACUUCAUGCAACGGGCAUUAGGGCCUUUAGAAGGUGAUUCGAGUGAUGAUGCGGACUCGUCCUUGUCUGACACGGAUGUCAAUGUAGAAGCCAUGGAUGGGAUCCAAUUCUUGCGAAGGGCGCAGAAGGAGGCCAAGAAGUUACCUCAUGUGGUCGUAGCUUCAAACAUCGAGGAAUUGCGAACAAAGUCUGGUCAAGCCAUGCAGCCACAAUUUGUGAGUCGAAGAAAAACCGAUUUGCCCCCGAAAUAUCUACCCAACUCGGAUUGGCAAAGGAAGCAAGUGGCCGAUUUCUCAGACAUCCGGACAAAGGUGUCUCGACACUUUGCUUGGCUUCGCACCCAACCCCUUGAUCUUCACCCGGAAAAAAUAAAUCUCCCCAGCAAUUCAGACGAGAAAGGAUGGGCUCUAUUUUGCUUUGGAAGUGCAUUCUGGUCUGAAUUGGUCCAAGCUAAAAUUGCCGACGGCGAGUCCGAAAUUGAAGAGGAUCCCCUAGAGCAACCUCAACAAACCAUCGUCAGUGGUCAAUCACCCUUGACCACUGUGUUCUUCUAUCUCAAACCGAGAAUCCUCACCGCUGUGAUUGAGUACGUGGCCUCUUGGUGCGAGCUUUUGGGUGGGCUCCGGCCCGAAAUGGCACUUUGGGUGUAUUCACUUUUGGCCAAUCUUGAGAAACCUCUUCAUCCUGACAUUGGAAGUGCCAUUCGAACCAUCGCCAUCUCAGCCAGUCAAGAGCGACACAAAUUGGCCAACGAAAAUCGUGGUUUGGAGGAAAUAUCGCCGCUGACUCUCAUUAUUUGUAUCGUAUCAAAGUAUUUUAGUCAAGGCGACUUGGCAGAUGACGCCAAAUAAAGCUCAAAAUGAAUCGCAAUUCGACUCUUUUCCAAUGAUUAUGAUUGACCGCUAUUUUUAACCGAUUUGUUUCAGA
This is a messenger RNA of Tigriopus californicus, 1046 nucleotides long. Its product is annotated as gem-associated protein 2-like. The record is from RefSeq and is a predicted model, not a curated record. Gene Ontology annotation, biological process: spliceosomal complex assembly; spliceosomal snRNP assembly. The coding region runs from base 83 to 970 and encodes 295 amino acids. Lineage: Eukaryota; Metazoa; Arthropoda; Copepoda; Harpacticoida; Harpacticidae. The transcript is spliced from 3 exons. Gene Ontology annotation, cellular component: spliceosomal complex; nucleus; SMN complex.